Messenger RNA from Eleginops maclovinus (Patagonian blennie), 2394 nucleotides. RefSeq names its product golgin subfamily A member 6-like protein 25. The coding region runs from base 1 to 2394 and encodes 797 amino acids. The record is from RefSeq and is a predicted model, not a curated record. The transcript has a single exon. Lineage: Eukaryota; Metazoa; Chordata; Actinopteri; Perciformes; Eleginopidae.
AUGGAUAGAAGAAACCCCCAGAACCACAGGGGAAACUCAAGGCCAUUUGACCAUGGAGCAGUAGCUGAUCGAGCUUACAGCCAGAUCCACUGCAGAAAUGGCCAAAUACACGGGCUGCAUGAGUUUCGCAGCGCAUUUCAGCAGGAGAGGGUGAGCUUUGGCCACAGGAUCCGCUAUGAAAAGGACAAGGUCAAACAUCUUGAGGGGUUACUGAAUCACAUCGACUCAGGGAAUGACCAGCAGCUUAAAAGGCAAUUUGACACCAUCAAGAACUGUGAGGCAGAAAUCUCACGCUUGAAGAAGAAUAUGAAAGCCGCAGAAUGCCAACACAAGCAGCAGGUGGACAUUAUUCUGGCAAGACAUGUAGUAGAGAAAGCACAGCUCUCAGACCAGAGCAACCAGGGGACAUCCCACAGUCAGAACAGCGAUGGUACUCUGCAGUUGGACGCAGAGACCACAAAACUGCUGAUAAGGAAAGGGGAUGAACUUUCUGAGUGUUUGAAUGUCUGGGUGCAACGAUACAGUGCUCUGGAGGAGACGAUGGAAGCUGCAGAGCAAAAACACAAGCAGCAGCUGGAAGAAACAGUGGCAGGGUAUGAGGCACAGCAACAGAAGCUCUCAGCCCAGAAUGAAGAAGCCAACCUGGUGAACUUGAACCUGCUGAAGAAAAGAGAGGAAGAACUCCUUCAGUACGAGGAAAGGUUCACCAAGAACCUGGCAGAGAAGCAACAGAUGGAGUUGAAACUGAAAGAGGAGACUCAGGAAAAGACAGACCUGGCCAAGGAAAAUCUGCGCUGUAAGACGGAUGUCAAACAGCUGAAAGAGCAGAUUAGAGAGCACGAGGAAAAGUUCUCCAAAGACCUGGCAGAUAAAAGCGCUCUGACGGAGAAGGUGGAAGCUGCAGAGCGCCAACACAAGCAGCACAUGGACGACAUGGUGGCUGGGUAUGAGGCACAGCAACAGAAGCUCUCAGCCCAGAAUGACAAGGCCAACCUGGUGAACUUGAACCUGCUGAAGAAAAGAGAGGAAGAACUCCUUCAGUACGAGGAAAGCUUCACCAAGAACCUGGCAGAGAAGCAACAGAUGGAGUUGAAAUUGAAAGAGGAGACUCAGGAAAAGACAGACCUGGCCAAGAAAAAUCUGCGCUGUGAGACGGAUGUCAAACAGCUGAAAGAGCAGAUUAGAGAGCACGAGGAAAAGAGCUCCAAAGACCUGGCCGAUAAAAGCGCUCUGACGGAGAAGGUGGAAGCUGCAGAGCGCCAACACAAGCAGCACAUGGACGACAUGGUUGCUGGGUAUGAGGCACAGCAACAGAAGCUCUCAGCCCAGAAUGAAGAGGCCAACCUGGUGAACUUGAACCUGCUGAAGAAAAGAGAGGAAGAACUCCUUCAGUACGAGGAAAGGUUCACCAAGAACCUGGCAGAGAAACAACAGAUGGAGUUGAAACUGAAAGAGGAGACUCAGGAAAAGACAGACCUGGCCAAGGAAAAUCUGCUCUGUGAGACGGAUGUCAAACAGCUGAAAGAGCAGAUUAGAGAGCACGAGGAAAAGAGCUCCAAAGACCUGGCCGAUAAAAGCGCUCUGACGGAGAAGGUGGAAGCUGCAGAGCGCCAACACAAGCAGCACAUGGACGACAUGGUGGCUGGGUAUGAGGCACAGCAACAGAAGCUCUCAGCCCAGAAUGACAAGGCCAACCUGGUGAACUUGAACCUGCUGAAGAAAAGAGAGGAAGAACUCCUUCAGUACGAGGAAAGCUUCACCAAGAACCUGGCAGAGAAGCAACAGAUGGAGAUGAAACUGAAAGAGGAGACUCAGGAAAAGACAGACCUGGCCAAGGAAAAUCUGCGCUGUGAGACGGAUGUCAAACAGCUGAAAGAGCAGAUGAGAGAGCACGAGGAAAGGUUCUCCAAAGACCUGGCCCAGAACCAAGAGACCUUGCAAACCAAGGUUAAAUUGGUGGAGACCAAAUUGUCCUUGGUUUCCCAGGAGAAGGAGGUCCUGGCCCAGCAACACCAGAACCUCGAGAAGGAACUGAAGGAGGUUCAGGCCGAACUAAAAAUGGUCAAAGAAGAGAAGACCCAGAGCAGCGAGAGGGGAGUCAAACUGAUGGAGACCAAAGUCAAACAGUUUGAGGAGCAGACGAAGGAGCAGCAGGGAAAGUUCUACAAAGACCUGGCCCAGAAAAAGCAAAGCUGGGAAACAAAGGAGAAGAAGAUGGAGGAGGAGAAGAAACUUCUGGAAGACCUCUGUCUUUACAUGAAGAACAAGAGGAGAGGGUUCUUAUUCCGCAGGAGGGACACUGAGGACAGAGACGUCACCUUGCAGAAAAUGUUAAGCAAGAUGCAAGAGAAGGAGAAGAGGAAGAAACAAUGUAGGGGGGGAGCUGAAGCAUGA